AUGUUCUUCUAUUCCUGCAGCUUCUGGACACCAUUCUGUCAUGGGUCUUUCACCCCUCUACAGCUGCUCCACUUCUACUUCCCCAGUAUUCCUUCCCUAGUCCUGGUUAUUCCUGCAGACUUCUUUUUGUGGGAGUUCAUUGGAUCUGUGACUCAUCCACCCUUUCCUAUCCUGUCCACCUGGCUGCAGUCGGAGGGAAGCAGCGAGCAAGGCGUUCUCCGAGGUCUCAAGGGGCCCCAAGGCUACGCGGUCAGAACAGAAGCGAAAGCCACGUCCACCACCGACCCACCUCAAGAGCCACAGCCCCACUCAGGUCUCACGCGCAGGCGCAGGGACUGGCCACAGGUGCUGCGACGUCACGGCUUUCCCCUGGGGGCGUGUGCAGCUCGAGGCUUUGCAGGAGGCGCACCUGCGAUGGCCCCACCGCCAGCCGACCACUCCCCCAGCCCCCUGGGGCGUGUUUCUGGGCUUUCCCGUUAUCAAUUAGUUGGAAAUUGCACAUCAUUGUGUCCUGGCCUGACAACAAACACCUGUUCUGAUCUACAGCCUCUUGCUGAAGGAACACCAGGAGACAGACAGCAGGUGGUGGGGUACGCUACAGAGAAGAAAAUGUCUUCACAUAACCAGUGGUCAGCAGAAGAGGAUGAAGGCCAAUUAUCCCGACUAAUCAGGAAAUCUAGAGACUCCCCCUUUGUCCCUGUAGGUAUAGCAGGCUUUGUGUCUGUGGUGUCCUAUGGUCUUUACAAGUUAAAGUACAGAAGAGAUCAGAAAGUGUCAAUUCAUCUUAUUCACAUGAGAGUUGCUGCCCAAGGAUUUGUUGUCGGAGCUGUGACUCUAGGUGUUCUCUAUUCUAUGUAUAAGGAUCACAUUAGACCUCGAUUCUUCAGUGAGUCCAAAAAAUGAAGCUACGUGCUGGAAGCAAGAAAGACAAGAAGCUUCUGAAAACUAUUUAUUAUGAAGAGUAAAUUUUCAAUAUGUAGCCAAUUUUACUACAGAAGUGUUACAGAAUGCUCAUAGCCUUUGUAUUUCAAGUCUCAAUGUUUUAAGAAGUUGAUUUCCAGAUCAACAAUCAUAAACAGUCAACUCAGAUAUCCUGUGUUGAUGUCUUUCAGAACCUAGGGCAUGAUUUUCUGACUUAAUUUUUUAAAAUUUUGUAGUUAGUGGCAGAACAUAAUCUGCCACUAAUCUGUCAAACUAAUGAUAAUCUGCCAAACCAAUCUAAAAAAUUAAUAGUUAUACAAUGGUUACAGAAGAUUUCUCUUUUCUUUUUUUUUUGAGAUGGAGUCUUACUCUAUUGCCCAGGCUGGAGUGCAGUGGUGUA
Molecule: messenger RNA, 1321 nt
Organism: Cercocebus atys (sooty mangabey)
Lineage: Eukaryota; Metazoa; Chordata; Mammalia; Primates; Cercopithecidae
Gene: HIGD1C
Product: HIG1 hypoxia inducible domain family, member 1C
Exons: 6
Coding region: 1-903 (300 amino acids)
Biological process (GO): mitochondrial respirasome assembly
Cellular component (GO): mitochondrion
Source: RefSeq, a predicted model, not a curated record